Molecule: messenger RNA, 1004 nt
Organism: Carassius carassius (crucian carp)
Lineage: Eukaryota; Metazoa; Chordata; Actinopteri; Cypriniformes; Cyprinidae
Product: vesicle-associated membrane protein 3-like
Exons: 5
Coding region: 91-408 (105 amino acids)
Biological process (GO): vesicle-mediated transport; SNARE complex assembly; vesicle fusion
Cellular component (GO): plasma membrane; SNARE complex
Molecular function (GO): SNAP receptor activity; syntaxin-1 binding
Source: RefSeq, a predicted model, not a curated record
UGGAGUCCCCUCCCUUUGUGCGCGUUCACGUUAGAAGCUUUUAGUAUUAACGGGGCCUUCACAAAUCACACGUCAACUCAACUAUCAAGAAUGUCCGCCCCGGGUGCAGAUGGCUCUGGUUCUGCUGGGAUGUCUGGGAGUAACCGCAGACUGCAGCAGACACAGGCACAGGUGGAAGAGGUUGUGGACAUCAUGAGAGUGAAUGUCGAUAAGGUCCUGGAACGAGACCAGAAGCUGUCUGAUUUGGACGAUCGUGCCGAUGCCCUGCAGGCCGGUGCUUCCCAGUUUGAGACCAGCGCUGCCAAACUCAAGAGGAAAUACUGGUGGAAGAACUGCAAGAUGUGGGCCAUUUUGAUAGCUGUGGUUUUGAUCAUUAUUAUCAUCAUUAUCAUCUGGUCGCAGUCAUAAGGACAGAAAUCUGGUUAUAAUUGGAGGAGAAGAUCAGGAUAUGAAUGAGUAUCAACUUCAGAAAGAAGAGAGAGAUAAUGAAUGAUCGCUCUUCCAAUAUGUUCUAACCUGCUGAUUUUCAAAAGCAUAUCUUGUAAACUAUCCUCAAUGUUUUUCUUUUUAUACGUUUUGUUUUUAAUGAAUAGGAUUUGAAUAUGUUCCUGAAUGCCAUUUCCAGAAUACUAACACACUCCCCUGUGCAAAUGACUGAGAGUGUACAGGUUACAAAAUGAUCCUUAACCAUAACACGCAUGCUUUCAUGAUAACAUGAGGCCAAAACAUAUUGACAAACUCAUUUUUGUGAAAGCCAUUUGCCAACAUCUGAUCUCAUUUAUGUAUCACUCAUGGACUCUUGUGAUUUAUGGCCGUGAUCAGACACUCUUGUUUUGGCCGCGUCAGAGUCUUUCUGGGACAACAAGACAAAAGAGCCUUUCCUGAACAACCGCAGACGUGCCUUUAAACAACUCCACUGCCAUCCUGUAACAACAGCACAGGACUUUGCUCUGAUUUUACUCAGAAUAUCUGCACAAAAAUUAUAUAUAUAUAUAUAUAUAUAU